AAUGACCGUUGAAAACUGAAAUUUCUGGCUCUUUAUAAAUUUUGGUCAAAAAUUGUCAGACUGCAAUUGAAUUCAGUCAGUGACUGAGGUGUUCUCGAAGGAUAUACUCUAAGCAAAAUAAAUAUGCUUUCUGAAGUGCUAAUUCUUCUACUCCUCUCGAAAUGUACCUUCGCUCACACGUCUUCCAUAUGUGCUAAUGUACCUGAUGGUCAUUUCGUUCGAAGUUCUCAAUCGUGUAAUUCAUAUAAUCGUUGCGAUAACGGUCAGCCGACUCAUGGAAUGUGUCCGAAAGGAUAUUCCUUUCAUCCAUCGGGUCAGACGUGCAGCCGUAAUAUUGAUGUCGAUUGUCAAAAGUGUUCGCCCUAUGGAAUUCAAAACAUUCCUCAUCCAGAUGAUUGCUCAAUGUAUUAUCGGUGUGCUAAUGGAAUUCGCACAACAAUGAAAUGUUCGGAUCAGUUGCUGUUCGAUCGACACUUUGGGGAUUGCAAUUUAGCGCAACGUGUUAUCUGUGAACCGAAAAACCCCAUUUGUGAACAAUUUAGAGAGCUUGACUGGUUGGGUACAUUUAGAAUCGGAAAUCCAUUGGACUGUUCAAGCUUCUAUUACUGUAUCAAUGGAAAGGCAAUUGAGUCAAUUUGUCCAAGUGGUCUGUUCUACAAUCCUUAUACUGCGACUUGUGAAGCUAAGGAUACUGUAAAAUAUUGUCAGGGCAUUGGUCCGAUCAUUACAACGCCUCUACCUGAAAUCACUACUAGAGAAUAUACAACACCAUCAACUAAAGCCACAACUACAGUCAGAGUUAUUAGAGUAACCAAUCCAACGGCAACAACCACUGACGCAUCAACAACGACUCAGCGAACAACAACAGAAAUCAGCACUACGACAACCACUACAACAACGUCCACCACCGCUUCCACAACGACUACUGAAACUGUCCCAGAAACACCUCCCACAUCAACUACAGAAGAAACUACAUUGGAACCGGAACCAUCAACGCCGGACACAAUCCAAUAUCCAAAUUGUCCAGCAAGCACAACUGGUUAUUUUCCCAUGCCAUAUCCAGACAAUUGUACGCGUUAUUAUUAUUGCUCCAAUGGCAUACAAAGAUUUUCUCCGAUGACAUGUACGCCGGGAUUAUUCUUUACGCCGGGAAAUGAUCGAUGUACUGCAAAUGUUCCGCCUGGCUGUGAACAUUUAGUAGUAUGAAGGGAACAACCUGGAAUUAUUGAUCGAUUUAAUAAAUGACAUUGGCAUGCAUACUCUUU
Molecule: messenger RNA, 1265 nt
Organism: Bradysia coprophila
Lineage: Eukaryota; Metazoa; Arthropoda; Insecta; Diptera; Sciaridae
Cellular component (GO): extracellular region
Molecular function (GO): chitin binding
Source: RefSeq, a predicted model, not a curated record